GGGCCAGUCUGCCAGCAGGGGGCGCUGGGGACACAGAGGGAGUUGCCCUUUUGUCAUUUAACGAGGGCUGGCUGGCCGGUUGCUGCUUCUCUUCCCUUCCGAACGCACCCCCAGCUCUGUGUUUUUAAUUUUGAUGCUAAUGUGUUGCAUGGAAAUGAAGCCUCCUCUGUGCGUCUUCCCCUCCCUGCUCAGAUCUCUCUAGGGCUGAUUGCUUUAUCUGUGUGCAUAGAAGUGGAGGUACCAGAGAGGCGUGGUGAGUCCACUGUCAAAUCAGGACCUUGCAGGAUGGAUAGCAAACGCUCUUCCGAGGUUCUGCCUUGACUGGAAAGGGAGAGGAGGAGAAAAGGGUUCUUGCUGCAGGUGGAGGGGAAUCGGUCCUGGAAGAUGCUUGAAGGGGUCCCCAAAAGCAAACUAUAGAUUACAAGAUGAGCAACGAAACCAUUCCUGAGGAGGUCUCCUCUUUGCCGUCCCAAGGUCAGCAUUAUUUUGACCAGUUCUCAGAAGAUGAUCCUGAGUACUUGCGCAUCAGGAACAUGGCCGCUGACCUCCGCCAGGAUUUCAACCUAAUGGAACAGAAGAAAAGGGUUACCAUGAUUCUGCAAAGCCCCUCUUUCAGGGAGGAGUUGGAGAGCCUCAUCCAAGAGCAGAUGAAGAAAGGAAACAACACCAACAUCUGGGCCCUUCGGCAGAUUGCAGACUUUAUGGCCAGCACUUCUCCCUCCGUCUUCCCCACAUCACCGUUGAACCUCUCCACAGUGACACCCAUCAACGACCUUUACGGUACCGACUCUACAUCUCUGGCCAAAGGAGAGAGGCUCAUGCGCUGCAAGGUUGGCAGCGUCUACCGACUGCUGGACCUCUACGGCUGGGCACAACUGAGCAGUACUUAUGUCACGCUGCGAGUCAGCAAAGAGCAGGACCACUUCUUGAUUUGCCCUGUAGGCCUUUCCUGUCAUGAAGUCACUGCUUCUACUUUGAUUAAAGUGAACGUGCUGGGGGAAGUGGUGGAGCAAGGCAGCACCAGCUUUUCAGCGGACGCCCGCGGAUUCAGCUUGCACUCAGCCAUCUACGCGGCGAGACCCGAUGUGAGAUGCAUCAUCCAUUUGCACACGCCUGCCACAGCUGCCGUGUCUGCAAUGAAAUAUGGCCUCCUGCCCAUUUGUCAUGAUGCACUGCUGGUAGGGGACAUGGUAUAUUUUGACUACAACGGUGAUAUGGAGGAAGAAGCAGACAGAAUUGAGUUGCAGAAGUGCCUUGGGCCUACUUGCAAGGUUCUAGUGCUGCGGAACCAUGGUGUGGUGGCUCUUGGGGACACCGUGGAAGAAGCAUUUUAUAAGAUCUUCCAUUUGCAGGCUGCCUGCGAAGUACAGGUCUCAGCCUUGUCUAGUGCUGGUGGAACAGAGAAUCUGAUCAUGCUGGAGCGAGAAAAACACAAGCCCCAUGAGGUUGGCUCAGUCCGAUGGGCUGGGAGCACCUUUGGACCUAUGCAGAAAAGUCGCCUGGGAGAACAUGAGUUUGAAGCCCUCAUGAGAAUGCUGGACAACCUUGGCUACCGGACUGGAUAUGCAUAUCGCUAUCCAUUCAUCCAGGAGAAAAGCAAGCAUAAGAGCGAAGUGGAGAUCCCGGCCACUGUCACAGCAUUCAUCUUCGAAGAAGAGGGGGCACCCAUCUCAACCCUCCGGCAGCAUGCCCAGAAGCAACAGAAAGAAAAGACCCGUUGGCUGAAUACACCAAACACUUAUUUACGAGUGAAUGUGGCUGAGGAAAGCCAAGGUAGUGCAGGAAGUCAACGGACCAAAACCACGUGGCUGAAAGCUGAUGAAGUAGAGAAAUCAAGUAGUGGGACACCAAUCCGAAUUGAAAACCCAAACCAAUUUGUGCCUCUCUACACAGACCCACAAGAAGUUCUGGAAAUGAGGAACAAGAUUCGAGAGCAAAAUCGACAAGAUGUGAAAUCAGCAGGACCCCAGUCUCAGCUGCUGGCCAGUGUGAUAGCAGAAAAAAGCAGAAGCCCGUCAACCGACAGUAACUUGGCAGAUGGAGAGGUGAAAGAUGUGUCCCAUGAGGAGGGUCCUCCUGAGCCAGAGCCACCAAACCCCUUCAGCCAGUUGACAGACCAAGAACUGGAGGAGUACAAGAAAGAAGUGGAAAGAAAGAAAUUGGGUCUGGAUGGUGAGAAAGAUGCUGAUGCAGAAGAACAGGUGACAUCACCAGCUGCUAACACCACAAUACAGAGCCCCAUGUCACCAUCCAAGGCUUCAGAAGGUGGGAAGAAGACAGAGAGCAGCCGAACACCUGCUGAUCCAGCUGCCACCAACCCAACAGGCCAGCCAGCGGCAGUGGUGAACGGGAAAGAGGAUGAGCAAAACGUAGAGGAUGCCCUAAGCAAAGGAAUCAGCCAGAUGACUACCAACGCGGACACGGACACUGCAAAGGACAAAAACGAGACUGUCACCAGCGGACCUGUGUCCCCAGAAGGCUCACCAUCUAAGUCUCCUUCCAAGAAGAAGAAGAAAUUCCGGGCUCCCUCCUUUCUGAAAAAGAGUAAGAAGAAAGAGAAGGCAGAGUCUUGAAUGGCUCUUUUGACCUCUUCCUCCCCCACUAGUCCCAUUGCCUUCUGCUCUUCCCUCCACUCUUGCUGCAAAGUCAUGGGAGCAACAGGGGAACUUUUCCUCUGAUUAAGCAACACCAAAAGGGAGAGGUUGGGAGUCCCAGAGUGGCUUUUCCUUAGGAAAAGGAUAAGCCUAGAAGCUUGGAGAAGUUGGGGAGAGUUUUCUGGGGAUUUGUAGGACAGGAUCCACCCAUUCCCCUUGCUCCCCACUGUCACAAUUCCCCUUUUAUCCGCAAGUCACAGAAAUCACUUAGCUGAAGAAUGAUAUUCCAGCAUUUUAAUCAUCUACUGGGAGGGGUGAGGAUCCUUGUUACUUAAUGGUCACCAACUUCAAAUGUGUCUUUCUCCCCCAGCACUAGUGAUUCAAGCCAUUUGAGUCCCAGGGUUCCUGGUUUUCCCAUGGACUGCUUUAUGGCACAGGUGGCCACUGUUAGGGAGAAUUUUGCACACCGAGAUGGAUAUUGAUCCCCUGCUGAAACCAGGGGCCUGGUGAAGAGGGUGUGCGGAACUGUUUUGGUGCUUGAUCAAAUCACCAUUAUUUAUUCCUGAUGGGAUUUUGCUCUGAACUUCAAAAGGGAAGGUUUUGUUUGAUACUUCCUCCUGUACAAAUGUGUGAACACAAAUGUUCUUUGGGUGAUGUGUACUGAAUUAGAAGGCAGCACAGAUUGAGUGAGUGAGUGAGUGGUUCUCAGUGGAGGCAAGAGAGAGCAGCUGCUGCAGAUACAGAGUGCCACAGAGGUAGCAAAGCAUGGGCUGAGUGAUGUAACUCAAGGGUCAAUCUGCUAGGCUGUUCUCCUGUGGAAAACCCCAGUGAUAUCAGAAGACCAUGGGUAAGAGCAUGGUACUUACUGCUCAUGUCAGUGGGUCUUAUGUAGGAGAAUAUCCCAGGGAUUUAUGCUCCAUAUUAAUUCACAGAGGAGGGCAUCCUUUAGAUUUUGUACGGCUGACAUCAAAAUGUUGUGAGCUGGCCUUGGUCCUGAAACUGGAUCAAUCAGUGGAAUUAUUUUCUAAUUCUAAGAGGAACAUGCUGAUCCCACCCCUCUCUCUGGAAAAGAAACCCAUGUGGAUGUUUAUGCUGUGUUUUUCAAGCUUCCAUCUCACCCCACCCUUAAUCCUCCCCGCCCCAGCAACACCCCUUUGAACAACAAAGCAGUCCACCUUGAAGCCUUUUGCUGCCUGUGGCUGAUCUAUUCCAGCUGCUGAGAAAAUGCAUGAACCCUGCAUAAGCUGUAACAAGGAAAAUGCAUGCACCCAGUGCAUCCCACAAAUAUGGGUGUGAGGGUGGGAAGGAAGGCUCUGCCUGCAUUACGUCUAAAAUACGACUUCACUUCGGUCACUAAGUGCUAAACUUCAUUAGUUUGGAAUAUUUAAAAAAAAAACACUGCCAAUAGUUAUCACUUGUGUAAUAGUCAUCCAUAAUAGUAAUUGUGCAACAUACGGCAUAAGAAACAAACCAUUUCUCACUUGCUACACUCUAAAGGAAUAUUUUCACUCGUGUUUUAUAAAAAUGUCACACUUCUAUAAACUGAUUUAAAGAUCGAUCAGAUUGAUCAAAUUACAUUAAAGAUCGAUCAGAAUGCA
This is a messenger RNA of Sphaerodactylus townsendi, 4192 nucleotides long. RefSeq names its product adducin 2 (gene ADD2). The record is from RefSeq and is a predicted model, not a curated record. Gene Ontology annotation, cellular component: cytoskeleton; postsynaptic density; plasma membrane. The coding region runs from base 426 to 2573 and encodes 715 amino acids. Gene Ontology annotation, biological process: barbed-end actin filament capping. NCBI's taxonomy places the organism in Eukaryota, Metazoa, Chordata, Lepidosauria, Squamata, Sphaerodactylidae. Gene Ontology annotation, molecular function: actin filament binding. The transcript is spliced from 15 exons.